Drosophila novamexicana is the source of this 557-nucleotide messenger RNA. RefSeq names its product pro-resilin (gene Cpr50Cb). The record is from RefSeq and is a predicted model, not a curated record. Lineage: Eukaryota; Metazoa; Arthropoda; Insecta; Diptera; Drosophilidae. The transcript has 2 exons. Bases 197 to 466 code for a protein of 89 amino acids. Gene Ontology annotation, cellular component: extracellular matrix.
UCAGUUCGAAAGUUGUAUUCAGAACCUAGAUUGUUUCAUUCAAAUUAUUAGCAGGAAACGUGAAGCCUAACUUUGUUUACGCUUGCAGAAACCCGGCACACCUGGCAGACCUUCGCCCGGUACCGGUCCACGUCCACCACCAUCUCCCCCACGCAUUCCCGGUCAACCCGCCGACGAUCAUGUGCACGUGCCCGGAAUGCCAUUCGACUUUGAGUACGCUGUCCAGGAUCCGGAGACGGCCAACGACUAUGCGCACAAGGCAUCCAGUGACGGCGAUGUGGUGACCGGCGAGUAUCGAGUCCAGUUGCCCGACGGACGCACUCAGGUGGUGCGCUACACGGCCGACUGGAAGACUGGCUACCAUGCGGAUGUCAGUUACGAGGGAGAGGCCCAGUUCCCGCAGGGACCAGCUGCUGGUGGACGCGGUGGUGGCGGCGGCGGUGGCGCCGGUGGCUACAAGUACUAGAGAGAGCAGAGCUCGGUCCGUAUCGCGUUUUGAGUUAUGUCUGUCGUCAUUAUCUUGUUGUGAAUUCCAUGAGAAAUGUCUAAACUUUAUG